AAGAAUUAUGCGAUAAUUAUUGGAGCUCUUUUAAGUUAGCGACGAUAAAUCAAUUUUUCUAAGUUUUCGAUAAACAGUUGGAUUGUUCGUUAAUGUUUGCUCGAAAUUAUCGAUUGUCAUUUGUUAAUUUACUUAUAAAAAGAUUCCAAAGUUGGCGACGACAUAUCCAUUUUUUUUAUUUUGCUUUAAACAAAUAGAUUUUUUUUGUUCGUCAGUUUUUUCAUAAAAUUACAAUUAAAUAUACUCUAUCAAACUCACUUAACUAUGCCUCGAAAAUCAUGCGUACCGGUUGAGGAUGCUGUCACAGUUAUAAAGAGAUAUAUAAAUAAUUUUAAUUCGGACACUUUACCCAUACACUCAUCUCCAAUAUGGAAGGAAAUGUCUAACGAACCUGAAUUUUAUAAGAAAUGGAAUACUGAUGUAGUACGCACGAAUGUUAAAAAAGAUAGGAGGAAUAUUCUCACAAUAGCAAGAGAGGAAUGUGGAUAUUUUAUUGAAAAAAAACAACAGCAAAAUGAUGAUUAUGAGGAUAUUAAGGCGGUUCAUUAUUAUGACCAUAAUUAUGGCACAACUACAGAGGAUAGUUUAGGAAUUAGAGUGAAAGUCGCUUAUAAGGACAUUCAUUUUGAGACACCUGAAAAUAUAGACGCACACAUAUCUGAAGAAAAUUUAAUAUCAUAUGAAACCAUUCCCUCGGAUCAAUCUGAAAAUUCAAAUACACAAUCGAAGCACAUACAAAUUUCAGAAUUAAAUGCAGAUUCAAUGCGGAAAAGCAUGGAUACAUCAAAUCCAGCCAUACAAAAUUCAUUCAUAAAUUCAGAAAAAGAAAAUGAAGCUGAAAUGGACUUAAAACGAAGAGAAAUCGAAUUAGAACAUCGAAAAUUAACUCUAAAAGAGAGAAGAUUAACUCUUGAAGAAGCAAGAUUGGAUUUAAAACGCCAAGAAACGCUAGAAAGACUUAAGUCUGACGAGCGUGAAAAAGAAGCCAUAUUUUCAUUAAUAAAAGGGCAGCAAGACUUAAUAAAAGGGCAGCAAGACUUAAUGUCCUUAUUUUUAAAAAAAUUUGCAUAA
This is a messenger RNA of Chrysoperla carnea, 1071 nucleotides long. RefSeq lists its product as uncharacterized. The record is from RefSeq and is a predicted model, not a curated record. The transcript is spliced from 4 exons. Bases 265 to 1071 code for a protein of 268 amino acids. NCBI's taxonomy places the organism in Eukaryota, Metazoa, Arthropoda, Insecta, Neuroptera, Chrysopidae.